Messenger RNA from Triticum dicoccoides, 1865 nucleotides. Its product is annotated as O-acyltransferase WSD1-like. The coding region runs from base 25 to 1572 and encodes 515 amino acids. Lineage: Eukaryota; Viridiplantae; Streptophyta; Magnoliopsida; Poales; Poaceae. Gene Ontology annotation, cellular component: plasma membrane. Gene Ontology annotation, biological process: triglyceride biosynthetic process. Gene Ontology annotation, molecular function: diacylglycerol O-acyltransferase activity. The record is from RefSeq and is a predicted model, not a curated record. The transcript has 7 exons.
GGUCACGUGGUAGUGGCGGAAAGGAUGGAUCGCCGCCGCGGGAGUGCGCUGCGGAAGCGGCCGUCGGCGAUAGACGCGGGGUACGCCCGCGAGACGGAGAGGGGCGGCGGGGGCAAGACAGGCGAGGGCGAGGAGCCGGUGAGCCCGACGGGGCGGUUGUUCCGGGAGCCGCACUUCAGCUGCUACAUCGUGUCCGUGUUCGGCCUCGGCGCGCGGGUCGACCUGGCCGGCGUGCGGGCCGGGCUCGAGGCCACCCUCGCGCGCCACCCCCGCUUCUGCAGCGUCCAGGUGAUGGACGAGCUGGAGGAGGACGCGAGGCCCAAGUGGGUCCGGACCACGGUGAACCUCGACGACCACGUCAUCGUCCCGGACCUGGACCCCACUGCCACGUCCGCAGACCCAGACCGGGCCUUGGAGCACUACGUGUCGUCUCUGUCCACGCUCCCCAUGGACCACUCCCGCCCGCUCUGGGAGCUGCACGUCUUCGACUUCCCCACCUCCGACGCCGCCGCCGCCGUCGUGCUUCGCGUGCACCACUCCGUCGGCGACGGUGUCUCGCUCCUGUCCCUCUUCAUCGCCUGCACCCGCCGCGCUGCGGACCCGGACGCGCUGCCGGAGCUGCCGACCACCGGCGCCCCCCGUCGCGCUGGCCCCGCGUACGCCCUGCGUUCGCGCCACUCGCCGUCGUCAUGGGGCGCCCUGGCGGUCCUCGCCGCGUGGGUCGUGUCGCUGCUCGUGCUCGCGUGGCACACAGUGGUGGACGUUUUGUGCUUCUCCGCGACGGCGACGUGGAUGCUGCGCGACCCGCCGACGCUGUUCAAGGGCGCGGAGGGCGUGGAGUUCCGGCCCAAGCGCUUCGUGAACCGCACGCUCAGCCUCGACGACGUCAAGUACGUCAAGAACACCAUGAACUGCACCGUAAACGAUGUGCUGCUUGGGGUGACGUCUGCGGCGUUGUCUCGGUUUUAUUUUCGGAAAACAGGAGAAAGUGGUAGAAAGAGCAUCAAGGUGCGGUCCACUCUUCUUGUUAACCUGAGGAAGACGCCCGGUCUACAUGCACUGGCUACGAUGAUGAAGUCCGGCAAGGACAACGGGGCCGAGUGGGGGAAUCGGCUUGGCUACAUGAUACUCCCGUUCCACAUAGUGCACGGCGACGACCCUCUCGAGUACGUCCGGAAGGCCACCAAGGUUGCGCGAAGGAAGAAGAGCUCAAUGGAAUCGAUCUUCACCUACUGGAGCGCGUCCAUGAUAAUGAAAUUCUUUGGAAUCAAGGCAGCAGCUUCUCUGUGCUACGGCAUGAUGAGGAACACCACUCUGUCCUUCUCCAACAUGGCCGGUCCAACCGAGCAGGUGGUGUUCUACAGCCACCCGAUUGUCUACAUUGCCCCCAGCGUCUAUGGCCACCCACAUGCACUGACCAUGCAUUAUCAGAGUUAUAUGAACAUUAUCAAGCUAGUACUAGCAACAGAGGAGGAACAGUUUCCGGAUGCUCAUGAGCUUCUGGAUGACUUUGCCGUGUCUCUCAAGCUCAUUCGGGAGGCAGCUUCAGGAAAAAACACAGGACACACAUAAGGAUGUUGAUCAGUAGAAUGUACUCCCUCUGUAAAGAAAUAUAGGAGCGUUUAGAUCACUAUUAGAUAGAUACGGGUAGAUGGAUGCGUACAAAAAUUUCCAAAGAUUCUCGACGUAGUAUUACAAUGGUAGGGCUCGACCAUAGAUUUUCUAAAGGUUCUUGAUGUAUUCUUCCAUUGGUAAGGACUGGCCAUGGUAUUUCCAAAUAUUCAUGUAUUGCUGCAAUUGCAGCGUUGUGGGGAUCGGCCAUCUGUGAUGGACAUUACGCGUAAGAAACAGAGUUGAAUGCUUUA